This is a messenger RNA of Truncatella angustata, 1008 nucleotides long. RefSeq lists its product as uncharacterized. The coding region runs from base 1 to 1008 and encodes 335 amino acids. The record is from RefSeq and is a predicted model, not a curated record. The transcript is spliced from 6 exons. NCBI's taxonomy places the organism in Eukaryota, Fungi, Ascomycota, Sordariomycetes, Amphisphaeriales, Sporocadaceae.
AUGCUACGUUUUGGAUGUCCCCAGCUCGUCAUCGACCGUCUCGACCCUCUGGUCAACCCAGGCUCCGUACCCUCUCCCCACGUACACCAGAUCGUGGGAGGCAAUGGCUUCAACGCUUCCAUGACGACGAGCGAUGUCUCGACCACGGCUACUUGCACUACCUGCUCGUUCGCAGACGACUUCUCCAACUACUGGACAGCAAACCUGUACUUCAAGGCCCGUAACGGGACCUACAAGCGCGUUCCCCAGCGUGGUGCUGCGCUGCAAUUCAGCGACACAUACAGCAACAAGAUGGCCGAUGGUAUCCUCGUAUACUACGUCUCCGCCCAGCCCGGCAGCAUCACGGCCUUCAAGCCUGGGUUCCGCAUGCUUGUCGGCGACCCUCUCCAGCGCUCCAGACCCGACACAACCCUGAAGAAGCAAAACUGCUACCGGUGCUACACGGGCCCCAACUAUGGAGGCGAUGUCUCUGCUCCUUGUCAGGAUGCCACUCUCGACACCGAGAAGUUGCCAGCAAAGCAAUGCAAGGGCGGAAUUCGGUCCAAUAUUCACUUCCCCACCUGCUGGGACGGCAAGAACCUCGACAGCCCGGACCACAAGUCGCACGUAGCCUACCCAGUCAGCGGACCAGCGACAUUCCUGUCCCUGGGCGGCGCGUGCCCGUCGACGCACCCCGUCCGGAUCCCGCAGCUCAUGUACGAGGUGGUGUGGGACACGACGCCGUUCAACAACGCCAACGACUGGCCGACGGACGGCUCGCAACCCUUCUACCUCAGCACGGGCGACAACACGGGGCUGGGCCAGCACGCUGACUACGUCUUUGGCUGGAAGGGCGACGCCCUGCAGAAGGCCAUGGACACCUCCAACUGCAUGGGCGCCAAGUGUGCCAACCUCAAGACGCAGCAGAUCAACGAUGGCUCCAAGUGUGCCGUCCAGAAGGUCGUGAAUGAGGAUCAUGACGGCUGGAUCAAGGAGCUGCCAGGCAUGUCCAUGCCGAUGGAGAGCUAG